UGAACAGUUUUCAAAACCCUAGCAAGUUAGCGCCUUUGCAUCUUACUCAUGGCCCUCUUCCUCCGUUGUCUUCUUCUAGGCGGCAGAAAGCAAUGCAACCCUAAGAAUUUAGGUUUCGUGGGCUCACAUUUGACUAUGCAUCAUCCUAUUCCUUCUUUGUCUUUUUUCACCACCACCACAACCACCGGAACCACCACCCUUCCGGCGGAGGAAGGAAGUCUCGUCGAGCAUCAUCAUAGGAGGAAAGAAGCAAAGCCCUUUCGAGAAACCCUAGGAGGAGGCGGUUUGGGAAAUUUAGGUGUUGCGCCGUCGGAGAAACAGCGAGUCGUUCACAUAAACCCUCGCGUCAAAUUCCUAGGCCGAUUCGCGGUGUUCGCCAUCGGUGACCCGGAGAAUCUGGAUCUUGAGUUUGAUAGUGUGGUCAAUGCCAAGGUUCAACUGCUCAGAAAUGGCCGAUUCUACUAUAUUACUAUUCAGGCAUUGGAUGGUGGUGGGAUCAAAAGGUUCUACGAAGCUCAUGUUCUUGAUACCCUCAUCGAAAGGAACAGCAUCUCCUUGAAAGAAUGGUGCGAGCUUAAGUCUCCUCCUCCUGGUUUGACUGAAUGGGGAUUCAAAAUUGAUGAAUCCUCCUCCUCUUUUGAUUCUUCCCAACAAUGCUGCAGCCCAGAUAAUCGCAGCGUGAACACCAAGAAGAGGAAGAAGACGAAGCGCAGAUAUGCUAAACAAGAGUUUAUUAUACUAACCUUGCGUCACGCCGAAGGGAGGAAUAUCACUGAGAGGAUCGUUAUUGAUCGAAUUGUAUUGUCCUUCACGUGCAGAUCCAUUGUUGUCACUAAGGAAAUGCACGAAAAAGGUGGGUAUAAUUAUCAUGUUGGAAUUUUGAAUAGAGAUGUGACGAGAUCCACAGCUACUAAGGUCUUGAAAGAGAAGUUCGCUGAGUUUGGGGAAGAAGAAUUUGAAACUAAACACCACGGGGCGUGGGGGUCCAUCUGUGCUUAUUUAACUGAGCAGGAUAAUGGCCUUUUUGUUUGGGGGGAGUGGAACGCAGAUCAAAUCAAAGAGAUAGGUCAUCUAUACAAACAGAAGAAAGAGAGUCGACUCGCCGUACUUAGCUGAGAAAGCCCAUCAUUAGAUGAGAAGGUAUAAUUGAUGUGUUGGCUUGAGAUUGAACUAUUCGGCUCCCUUUUUAGUGAAAAACAGAGGAUUGAGUCGCUUGGAGGCGAGAUUAUUCCUCUUCUGUAAAUAUUAACGGUAGAAAGCUGUAAACUUAGGCCUUGUUUGGCACGCUUUGUGUUUUUGGCAUUUUGUUUUAGCCUAAAACAAAACAAGUGUUUUGUUAUGGAGUUUUUUGAGUUGAAAACGGAAACAUGUUUGACGACGAAAAUUUGUAGUGGGAAUUUCGGAACAGAAACAUAUAUAACAUGUUUGGCAAAGUGUUUUGUUAUGGA
Cornus florida is the source of this 1448-nucleotide messenger RNA. RefSeq lists its product as uncharacterized. NCBI's taxonomy places the organism in Eukaryota, Viridiplantae, Streptophyta, Magnoliopsida, Cornales, Cornaceae. The record is from RefSeq and is a predicted model, not a curated record. Bases 49 to 1116 code for a protein of 355 amino acids. The transcript is spliced from 2 exons.